AUGAGUCUGCCGGAAUAUCCUAGACCGCCAGUGCAAGCCUGUUCUCAGCCUCAUCCAAGCAGAACACUUCCCGCAGAGGCUUUGGCAGGAACCAAGAGAGACAGGUCCGGUCAGCCGCUCAAUGUACAUUUGGGGUGUGGGUUGAGAACGUUCUCCUUCAAUCUUGACUCAAGUCGUCAUGAUGGAUACGACGACUCAUCAACAUGCGACGAAAGCGAAUCGAAUAGCGACUCAUCGGAGAGUGGGAGUGAUUCAGAAUCGGAAAUAAGCAGCGACGAGGAGGAUUUGGGGCCUGAUGACGCCAUUUCCAAUGAAAUUUACCAAGCGGCAAAUGAACACUUUCAAGUCAUGAAGACACAGCUGGUUGACUUCUCCUACGAAAAAGUUGAGAAGUGGAUGAGCUCAGCAAGCUAUGUCCCGCCACCAGACGACAGGUUGCCGCGUCGAAAACGAGCCAGGACAGGAGACCUCCAACCCCAAUCAACAUUAUACUUCAAAAAGAUCGACAAAGAUGACCCCAACGUCGUCUCCGUAACACGUGUAGAUGGGUACUUUCACUUCGCCUGCCCCUACUACCUCUCCAACCCGACAAAACAUCAACAAUGUCUGCGAAAAUAUGAUCUUCAGUCCGUCGAAGACGUCAUUCAGCACAUGUGCCAGUGUCACAGAGAGCCGCCUUAUUGCCCCCGCUGCUGCCGACCGUUCGACGGUGCAAGAGAGCGCGAUAGACAUUUCCUCGCCCAUGUGUGUGAGACCAGCCCCUCGCGUGACGUGGAAGGCAUCACUGAACGUCAAAAAUUGAAAUUAGAGAAAAUGGAGAAGCAUCACAACCUAUACAUGGGAGAAAAGAGGCGAUGGAUGAAAGUACGAGACAUCGCUUUUCCGAAUUCUGAACUCGACAGCUCUAAAACACCCUACCUUGAGAGCUCUCACGAGGUUAGAGUAGGCAUGGCACGAGACUAUUGGGCACGCAACGCCACAGAUGUUGUCCAGGAAUUCUUAAGUAAGAAUGCCCAGGCUCAGCGGCAAAUAUCGCAGGAUGGAACAGCUUUGAGAAUAAUCGAAGGAUUGGUACUAGAUGGGGUCAUCGAUCGGAUAAUGUGUGAUCAAGAAGUGGUUGUGCGGAAAUGA
Messenger RNA from Clonostachys rhizophaga, 1131 nucleotides. Lineage: Eukaryota; Fungi; Ascomycota; Sordariomycetes; Hypocreales; Bionectriaceae. The record is from the annotation of a GenBank genome assembly.